UGCCCAUCCAAUCCGUCCACCAUGCCUGCGCUGAAGUUUGUGAACUCCGUCUGGAACUCGUUCAGGGCAACCUCUGGCCUUGAGCCAAGGCUUCUUGAUGGGCUACGUGUAGUCAGCGCCGUGCCCGGCAAAGUCAACUUCGAGCUCGACAUAAAAAAAGAGCACACAAACAGGCUCCAGAUCCUCCAUGGCGGCACCAUAGCCAGCAUGGUUGAUCUUGGCGGCUCUCUCGCCGUGGCGUCGCGCGGUCUUUUCGCGACUGGUGUUUCCACUGACUUGAACGUCACGUACCUCAGCUCCGGCGGCAAGAUUGGCGACCUGAUCCGCGCCGAGGUCGAAUGCGACAAGUUCGGCAAGACGCUUGCAUUCACGACUAUCAAGUUCUACAAUGAUAAGAACCAGGUCUUUGCCAGGGGCAGCCACACCAAGUUUAUUAGUCUGGCUUGGAAAGACGAGAACAAUAUUGUCCAAGAGCUGAGCCCCAAGGCUGCUGGAGCGGAGAAGAAGGAGGGCUCUUCAUGAGUGGUCUGUGGAUAAGAUUGCAAGACAUAUAAUUGGCUUCGAGAUACAUAUAGAUCCCUGGCUGAUGGAGACAAUUGAAAGAGCUAGGCUGCAUUCGAGACUGGAUUCUGGUUUCGGAUGCAUGGCAGCAAGACGAAAGAUACAAUGCCGAGCUGAUACAGGGCGAGCGGGAUGAGUGCGUUAGCUUUGCUUGACUCCCGGAUCGUCCCGCUUUUGCGUGCAAUCGUCAACAAUCUCACGUCGACGAUGGCGUUGUUCAUGGAUCAACAGACCCACCGCGACCACUGCGUCGGUGACAUUUCAGUGAAGUCGAUAUCCGGCUCCAUGC
Messenger RNA from Aplosporella prunicola CBS 121167, 850 nucleotides. RefSeq lists its product as uncharacterized. The record is from RefSeq and is a predicted model, not a curated record. Gene Ontology annotation, molecular function: fatty acyl-CoA hydrolase activity. Bases 22 to 522 code for a protein of 166 amino acids. The transcript has 6 exons. Lineage: Eukaryota; Fungi; Ascomycota; Dothideomycetes; Botryosphaeriales; Aplosporellaceae.